This is a messenger RNA of Nicotiana tabacum (common tobacco), 702 nucleotides long. RefSeq lists its product as uncharacterized. Lineage: Eukaryota; Viridiplantae; Streptophyta; Magnoliopsida; Solanales; Solanaceae. The record is from RefSeq and is a predicted model, not a curated record.
AUGUCGAAUUUAUCAAAGCUUGAAUUUGUGGUACUUGACAUCUCCGGAAAGAAUUAUUUAUCAUGGGUCCUUGAUGCUGAAAUUCACCUUGCUGCAAAAGCUCUUAAAAAUACUAUUAUACAAGGAAAUGAAACAUCAUGCCAGGAUAAAGCAAAGGCUAUGAUUUUCCUUCGUCAUCAUCUCGAUGGAGGGUUAAAGACCGAAUACUUAACCCUAAAGGAUCCAUUUAAAUUAUGGAGCAGUUUGAAGGAACGAUAUGACCAUCUUAAGGCAACGAUAUUGCCAAGAGCUCGAUAUGAAUUGAUUCACUUACGAUUACACAUUUUUAAAACUGUAAGUGAAUAUAAUUCUGUUGUAUUCAGGAUAACUUCCCAACUUAAAUUAUGUGGGAAAAUUGUGAAUGAUGAGGAUUUACUGGAAAAGACUCUUUCUACUUUUCAUGAAUCAAAUAUGGUAUUGCAGCAACAAUACCGUGAAAAGGGUUUAAAGAAAUAUUCUGAAUUAAUCUCAUGCCUCCUGGUGACUGAGAAACAUAAUACCCUUUUAAUGAAAAAUCAUGAAACUCGGCCCACUGGAUCUGUACCAUUUUUCGAAGUGAAUAUGGCAGCAGCUACUCAAAAGUCUGAAAGAAGACAAAAUUAUUAUCGUGGUCGUGGCCGUGGCCAUAGUCGUGAACGUGGACAAAGAUAUGGAAGGGGAUGA